CGGUUAGUAACAGCAAACAUGGCAGCAAAGCCCACCUAAAGUUUUCAUGUAGCUCGCUGGUUAGCAGCGUUUGCUUGUUAAAUUAAAGGAUAUGGGGACAAAACAACAAAUUACACGGACACGAAGUAACUGAACGGCACUCUAUGUCUCAGUAAGUUUGGUGUCCAAACGGAUAAAAUACGGCUUUCCUCGCGAUAUCUCAUGACUGCGAUGACGUGCAAAUUAAAUGGCCUGUUCAGCAUUGGCGAGGACUUUGAUGAUGAGGACCUGCUCGGGACAGACUGGGCUGUCCGCUCAGCCUCUGGACCAGCCGAUGUGGCAGCUGCUGUGUCAUCUUGCACGCUCCGGGCUUCCUCUGCCGCUCACAGAGAGCCGGAGAAAAAUUGCCCUCAGCAAACUGGAGCGAGAUCAGCCAUCUUGUGUAAUGGCACAGCAUCAAGAAGCAGCACGCACACGGCUGCUGGACAAACUGUUGCUCUGGGUUUGAGACAGCUCUCCUCCUCCUCCUCCUCCUCCUCCUCCUCCUCCUCUGCUCAGCCCCUUCCCCCCACACUGAAUAAUUCUCAGCCUAAUUUGGCAUCACAACAGAGUCAUGCCAACACCGAGGGACCACCAAAGCCCUGCACGGCUCAGGAUGAUUUUGAUGAUUGGGAUGUUGACCUGGCAGAUCUGGAUGAGUGUGACCGCCAGAUGGGGCAGCCUCCUGCUCCAGCCCCACCUGCGCCCGAGGUUGCGCUUGCAUCUUCAGCCAAAACGCUGCGACCCCCGACCUGUGGAGGGAUUCAGACACAACCUAAUCGGACCCUGAGGGACGUCAGCACUGCACGCCAGGCUUCAUCUAGUCAUAACUUACAGCCUCAGAUUUCCUCCACACCCCUUCUGCUAUCUCCAAAUCCCCAUCCUGCUUUCCUGUCAGCCCCUCCACAGAGUCCUACUGUUUUCCCUGGUCUUACUGCGUCCUCUGCUGCCCCUAGCCCCAUUCCCAGGACACUAAACAGGCCCCAGCAGCCACAGAGACCAUUUACAACUCCUAAACCCUCCCCUCAGGACCGCACCCUCUUUCAGACAGUCUCCCCAGCGCCUUCUUCCACCCCUUCUGUGAGCUCCUCCACUCUGAGCCCUCAUCCCCUACACACACCAGUCCUCACCAACCGCCUGGUCCAGUUGGUGUCAGCUUCUAAUAAGCUUCCUAAAAAGAGGCCUCGCUCCGAGCCUCAUCUGCCAAGAACGCGACGCUUCCCCGGCCCCGCUGGAUUCCUGCCGCAGCAGCCGCAGGGUCAGAGCCUGGAUGACAUCGUGGUUUCUGUCCCUCAGAUUCCAGCUCAUGGUGUUGUGGCCCGGUCACCAAGCCAGGGCUCCGGCUCACAGACUGAAGAAGAUGAGUUCAGCGGCGGCGCCUGGGCAGCGAUGAAGGCAGAGAUGGGCUUGGAUGAGAGGAACCCUUUAUGCUUUCUGCACUCCUACAGUGUGGUCAUGGUGCUCCGAAAGGCUGCACUGAAACAGCUGAUGAGAAACAAAGUGCCCAACAUGGCUGUCGUCCUGAAGAGCAUCAUCUACACACAUGCUGAUGCCAAGGCUGUGUUUAAGGAUCCAACAGGGGAGAUUCAGGGAACAGUGCAUCGGCGUCUCCUAGAGGACCGAGUGGAGGAGCUGAAGGUCGGAGCUGUACUCCUGCUCAAACAAGUGGGUGUGUUUUCCCCCUCCCAUCGAAACCAUUACCUGAACGUGACACCUAAUAACCUGCUGAGGAUCUACUCCCCCGAUGGAGUCAGUCUGUCCUCCACUCAGCUUCCCCCGCUCAUCCUGGAGCCGAUGUUGCUUUCACCCACUCGGCCUCCCACCGCCAUCCUCAGGGAGCCCGUGUCUCAGAUGCAGCUGGUGUUUGACGAGGACGAUGACGAAGGACAAGAGGGGGGGAAAUGCUCCGAGAGAGGCGAAGACCCUCAAGACAGAAGAGACACUAGAGCCGACUCCAGCAGAGGCCCCCAAGAGCCUGCUGCAGCACCACAGGACUCAGGCUGGGUUGCAGAUGAUGACCUGGAUGAACUCCUGGGAGAGUUACCUGAGGACACAUACAGCCUCUGAUGUAACAUCAGCAACCCUUCUGUACAGACUGUCCACACGGACUGGGGUUAUAUCCUGACUAACCAACUGUAAAGACAUUAUCCUUUGCUUUCCUGACAUCACCUCAAUAAAAUCAUAAAAGUCUGAACGCUGACGAACUUGUGAAAAUGUGUAAAUGUUGUAAAGACUUUUUUUUUGUUUGAUAUCAGUUCAUAAAAACCACAGAGAAGUCUUGAGUUAA
Epinephelus lanceolatus (giant grouper) is the source of this 2305-nucleotide messenger RNA. RefSeq names its product homologous recombination factor with OB-fold (gene hrob). The record is from RefSeq and is a predicted model, not a curated record. NCBI's taxonomy places the organism in Eukaryota, Metazoa, Chordata, Actinopteri, Perciformes, Serranidae. Gene Ontology annotation, biological process: recombinational repair.